This is a messenger RNA of Triticum turgidum subsp. durum (durum wheat), 819 nucleotides long. The record is from the annotation of a GenBank genome assembly. Lineage: Eukaryota; Viridiplantae; Streptophyta; Magnoliopsida; Poales; Poaceae.
AUGGACAAGAAGGCUGGUGCGGAAAGGGCCUCGGCGGAGGAGAACUGCUCCAGGAAGAAGGCUAAGGUCACGGUGGAGGCCGAGGCUGCGGUGUCCGCGAUCACUCUCAACGUAAACCCCAAGUUGCUGGAGUGCUCUGGUUGUUGCAGCCCGUUGGUUCCACCAAUUUUUCAGUGCACAAAUGGCCAUAUCACAUGCUUAAAGUGCUGCGCCGAUCUGAAGCACAGUAGUUGCGGCUUGUGUGCCUUGGAGCGCACCGGCUGCCACGCCUGGGGUCGCAUCCUCGGCGGCUUCACCAUGCCGUGCUCGUUCCAGGGGCACGGGUGUACCGAGACGAUACGGUUCACGGAGAAGCUGGCCCAUGAAGAGUCCUGCCUCCACGCCCCAUGCCACUGUCCCAUCGCUGGCUGCCGCCCCUACCGUGGACGGUCCCUGCGCGACCACAUCAACUUGGAGCACGCUACAAUCCAGUACACCCGCGUCACAGCCAGCAGCCUCUACCCCCUGAGCAUGCGCAACGACGAGCCAGCCCGCCUGGUGUCCCUAGGCAGCAGGGCGGUGUUUCUCCUUGUGGUCGACCGGAGCAUCCCGUCGGGGCGUGCGCUGUCGUUGAUCCACCUUGUGAGUGACCCGAUCGAAAAGGAGGAUUUCAAGUACAAGAUCGAAGUGCAUACGCGGAUUGGCAUUCUCUCUGUGUCCGGCAGCGAGACACCGAGCGUCGGGCGGCUGAUGAGGACGCACCAGGCAGGUGCGUUGCUGUUCGUAUCAGACGCCGUGUGGUCUCCCCAGGAUUCUCCCGUGUACCUCGAGCUGAAAUGA